This is a messenger RNA of Suillus subalutaceus, 1032 nucleotides long. Its product is annotated as carbohydrate-binding module family 12 protein. NCBI's taxonomy places the organism in Eukaryota, Fungi, Basidiomycota, Agaricomycetes, Boletales, Suillaceae. The record is from RefSeq and is a predicted model, not a curated record. Gene Ontology annotation, biological process: carbohydrate metabolic process. Bases 1 to 1032 code for a protein of 343 amino acids. The transcript is spliced from 9 exons. Gene Ontology annotation, cellular component: extracellular region. Gene Ontology annotation, molecular function: hydrolase activity, hydrolyzing O-glycosyl compounds; carbohydrate binding.
AUGAUUGAUACCUGGCAACCUGGAACUCAGUACUAUGACGGUUCAAGGGUCCUUUAUGAAGGUGUCCAGUACAAGAUCAUCCAGCCUCACCGAUCUCAGAGUGACUGGACUCCGCCCGUGACACCUGCCCUAUGGGGACGCUUGGAUGAUGGCGAUUGCCACCGCAGUCCCCAUCACGAGCAAUCUGGUCAAUGGGGCGGAGACUGCAAGUCCGAACCGUGCGCUCCAUCAUGCGACCAACCUCCUCAGCAGCAGCAACAACAACAGCAACAGCAACAACAGCAGCAGCAGCAGCAGCAACCCUACCAUUCCCCUCAAGGCGGCGUCCAACCGACUCAUGGGCAGAGUCAGACGAGCUGGUUCAACAUUGACGAAAAAAGGAAGACAGAGCUCGAGAUCGGAGGGGGCAUCGUGGCCGGUGUCGGUGCCCUUGCUGCUGGCCUUUUUGCCCACAAUCAACACAGCAAGAAAGAGGAGGAGAAAAAGGCGCAUGCCUGGUCGCAAGGCAACUGGCUCCGUGAUGCAGAGCAACGUACCCAGGCUUUCCGAAGCGGAAAUUACCCGGGUCCAGUAGCAUGGGUCCUCAAUCAGGGCAAGCACAUCCCAUCGAAUGCUAUCGAAGGUGGAUUUGAGCGCGGCGCGCCUUUGUAUAUCUGCCGUGCUUACUGCGAGGCAAGUCCGACAGGUGGUCUCAUGAUCGGAAAGGCAUCCUCUGUCUUCAAAAAAGGCGCUGUGGUCGGCUUCAAGAAAGAAGAGAUCCACCUUGAUACAUAUGAAAUCCUUGUUGGGAACUCUCACGCGGUGCGAUGGGUUAACGUUUCCGGCCAAUUCAACUUGGCAGCUCUCAAUGGACUUCGACCUGUUGAAGGUGGCCGGGAGCCUGGAGGUGCUCCUCAGUACAUUGCCCAAGCUCCUUACCACGGAGCCGUGCACCCAGGGAAGGCGUGCGAGUCGUUCGGUGAUGGUUGCUUCAUCCCUUACGACUCCACAGAGAAGAAGGUCGGGGAGUACGCGGUGCUUUGCUACAACUGA